GUAAAUUGCCAACAAAUUAUUCGCGGAGUCGGGCCGCGCUCAUUCUCCAAAAUCGCGUCUACUCGCAAACAACAACGAAACGAACACUUGUAACACUUCCGUCAUCCUCAUUCCCACGCCUCACGGCCUCACUCGAGUUGUGCUGUAAUUUAGCAAUGGACACGUUCCUGCUGCCAUUCAAAUCAAGUGCAUCGAGCGUAAUAAAACGAAACAUUCGAUUUAAACUAUUGUAGACUUGUAGACUCGUUGUAAUUGCACCUCGGAAGUGAUAAACAUGGAAGACGGCAACGACCAGUUCGAGAACAGCACGGCGAUGGAGGACAUCAUCGAUAAUAACGUCGUGCAGUCGGUGUUUUAUAUAAUGUACACUCUGAUCUUUGUGCUUGGUAUCUUUGGCAACGUGCUAGUUUGCUACGUGGUACUUCGCAACAAAGCCAUGCAAACUGUGACGAACUUGUUCAUAACGAAUUUGGCUCUAUCCGACAUACUGCUGUGCGUGCUUGCCGUCCCGUUCACGCCGCUCUAUACGUUCCACGGCAAAUGGCUUUUCGGAAGUGCGAUAUGUCAUCUCGUCCCAGUGGCUCAAGGCAUCAGCGUCUACAUUUCGACCUUAACCCUCACUUCGAUUGCCAUAGACAGAUACUUUGUGAUCAUCUACCCCUUUCAACCACGCAUGAAGGUCUCGACGUGCAUCAUCAUCAUCGUCAGCAUAUGGAUAUUUUCGAUUCUGGUCACUGUCCCUUAUGGCAUCAAUAUGAUAUACCACUCCAGUAACACUACCAUCAAUGAAACAGACAUCAAAUAUUACUGCGAGGAAAAAUGGCCGGAUGAUAACUACCGACAGAUUUAUGCUGGCAUCACUACAUUUCUACAAUUCGUGAUGCCGUUCUUCUUCAUUGCUUACUGCUAUAUUUGUGUGUCAAUGAAACUCAACGACCGUGCCAAAAGUAAGCCAGGUUGUAAGAGUAGUAAGAAAGAAGAAGCUGACCGCGAACGCAAAAGACGCACCAAUCGCAUGUUGAUCGCAAUGGUGAUAAUCUUUCUUGUCUCCUGGCUACCGCUCAAUAUGUUCAACAUUAUUUUUGAUUUCUACCGGCCUUUCAUGGAAUGGCCCUACUAUUAUCUUCUCUUCUUCAUGGUGCAUUCGCUGGCGAUGUCGUCGACGUGCUAUAAUCCGUUCCUGUACGCCUGGUUGAACGAAAACUUUCGCAAGGAGUUCAAGCAUGUGUUGCCGUGUUUCGAUGUCGACCGUUCGACGAAUCAACAGCGCGCGGGUAAUUACAGGUCGGAGCGGACCUGUAACGGCAACGAGACGCAAAGUUCCAUGCUGCCCACGUCCGGUGUUCACCGUGCGUUGUCGAUAAGGGAGAGGAAACAGACGCCGCCGCCGCCACUCAAGACUGAUAGCGUCGAGGUCGAGAACGUAAUGAUUCCUAAUGUCGCCGCAAUUUAUGAUUCCGCCGCCGAGACCGUGCGCCUCAAACUAAUCACGGAGGAGGAUCCGCCGCCCUAUGACAGCAUUAACAGCGAGGAUUAAAUGAGACCAUCUCGAUUCUUCCUAGAACUUGGUCAACAAGCACACUGAAUUUAUCCAAUUAGUUUCCUGAAGCCUGAAGUAUUUACCAUCGGACAAGUGUAACAAAUAACAAAAGUUUUGACAUUUAUAUACAUUUGAGGAGGGUCCUAACGGCAGCAAUCUUGAUUCCCGAAGCCUAAUCACGUAACAUGGUGCCGUUUUGAGGAACCACACACAACAUUAAAGGUUUUAAUUAAAAAUACUAAUUAAAAGAAAAAUUGCUACGCGAAACAAGUAAACCUAGUUAUGUUCACCGACUUUACGCUGCACUCAUAAUUAGAUCGAGUCGGAUUAAACUCAUUAAUAUGCAUCUGUAGCAUUAGUAGCUUGUUUGCCUAGUGCGUCACAAAGAAGCAGUGGAUGUAAAAACGUAAAGAACGAAAUUUUUGGACUGAAUAUAGAUGUUAUUGUCUUAUAAAUCUCUGUUAAUGUAGAUUAUAAAUAGCUACUUAAAAUGAAACGAAAGAAUGAAAUGAAAAAGUAUUAUAGGUUUAAGUGAAUACGCUUAUUUUGACGAAUCUUUCGUUUCAAAAGAUACAAAGUCACAUUAUAACAAAUAUUUUUCAUAGAUAGAAAUAUGAAUGUAUAAAUAAAAUAUAGAAGUUUAUAUUAAAAAUAACUCAGAAAGAAUUGCAUGUGCAUUUGAAAGAUGAUGGAGAUUACAGUAUGGAUUUCCAUCACAUUUUGGCAUUUUGUACAUAAGAAUAUAUUCAAUUACAAUGGGCUGUUGUUUCUCACGUACUUGCUUGUGAAUUAACUUAUUUUUGAUAAGUAUGUGUUAAAUACAAUAAUAUUAUACGUUGUUAUAUCUGUUUAGAAAAUAUUUAUAUAUUAAAUAUAAUCUAUAAAUAGAAAUAUACAAGGAACGAAGCACGGAAAUUCAAUGAGCCCCAAAAUAAUUAUUUUUCUUGCUUCGUUUUGGAUAAACGUUUGUAAGUAUGUCUAACUGAAGAGGAUAACCUAUAUGGGUAGCUACUAAACUUACUGUGGCUGUUGAUAUAUAUGUAUAUUAUAAAAAGUGACAAUGUAUUGAUUAAUAAUAAUGAUGAUAAUAAUAAUAAUGGUCCAAUAAGUGAAUGUAUAAGAGAUGAGGAACUGUAUGUACUGUCGGAGUAAAACGCAUAUAAUUGUGAUUAAAUAUAAGUAAAGUAAAAUAACAAA
Molecule: messenger RNA, 2737 nt
Organism: Dalotia coriaria
Lineage: Eukaryota; Metazoa; Arthropoda; Insecta; Coleoptera; Staphylinidae
Product: prolactin-releasing peptide receptor-like
Exons: 4
Coding region: 275-1537 (420 amino acids)
Biological process (GO): G protein-coupled receptor signaling pathway
Cellular component (GO): neuron projection; plasma membrane
Molecular function (GO): neuropeptide Y receptor activity; neuropeptide binding
Source: RefSeq, a predicted model, not a curated record